CAUUAAUUUCUUUAUGUUAAACUGGCUCAGUAUGAAUGGUUAUUAGUUAAGUCGUGGGCUAGAGCGAAUGAACAUGUCUCUGAUACACGAUAAGUUACUUUUUGGGGUUCCCAAUAUUUCGGCAUAUGCAGAUCCCAGAUUGGAGAAUUAUCCUUUGAUGGGUUCUCCAUUCCAAAUUAUAAUGAUACUAACAACUUACGUAGUAUUUGUUAAGAAGACUGGACCAGCGUUAAUGAAAGAUCGUCCACCCAUGAAGCUGGACAAAGUUAUUAUGGUGUACAACUGGGUCCAAAUAAUACUGAACACUGCUGUGUUUCUGAUUGCAAUAGUAGAAUGGAACAAUUUUAGCUUCGUCUGUUCUCCAAUGGAUCAAAGCCACAAUCGUCUAGCUAUAAAGAUAAUGCAACUACAGUACAGCUACACGUUGCUGAAAUUCUUGGAUCUUCUAGACACGGUUUUCUUCGUUCUUCGGAAGAAAGACAACCAGGUUACUUUUCUUCAUCUGUAUCAUCAUCUAUUGAUGGCUAGUUUUGGGUGGGUUGGGUGUAAGUUCUUCGCAGGUGGCCAGGUUUAUUAUCUGGGGAUUGUCAAUUUACCAGUGCAUUCGGUGAUGUACUUUUACUAUUUUCUAACGGCUUGGGAUUCUUCUUACAAGCAGAGCAUCUGGUGGAAGAAGCAUCUGACCCAGCUUCAAAUAGUUCAGCACCUGUUUGUUUUUACGGCAUUUCUAAUACCAUUUUUGAACCCCAAUUGUUCCUACCCAAAAACACUGCUGGGGGUGUACUUAAUCAACGCAGUUGUGAUGAUCUACUUGUUUUCUAAAUUUUACGUCAAGACUUACAUUAAGAAGAAGGAAAAAGCGCAGUAAGAUUGUAUUGGGCUGAAUUGUGUUGAUUUUUAUUUAUUAUUUGCGAUAGACGUCUGUACAUUUUUAGUUGUUCAAUGAAAAAUUAAACACA
This is a messenger RNA of Zophobas morio, 959 nucleotides long. RefSeq names its product very long chain fatty acid elongase 4-like. The transcript has 4 exons. Gene Ontology annotation, biological process: sphingolipid biosynthetic process; fatty acid elongation, monounsaturated fatty acid; very long-chain fatty acid biosynthetic process. Gene Ontology annotation, cellular component: endoplasmic reticulum membrane. Bases 68 to 868 code for a protein of 266 amino acids. Gene Ontology annotation, molecular function: fatty acid elongase activity. The record is from RefSeq and is a predicted model, not a curated record. Lineage: Eukaryota; Metazoa; Arthropoda; Insecta; Coleoptera; Tenebrionidae.